Colletotrichum gloeosporioides is the source of this 1269-nucleotide messenger RNA. RefSeq lists its product as uncharacterized. Lineage: Eukaryota; Fungi; Ascomycota; Sordariomycetes; Glomerellales; Glomerellaceae. Gene Ontology annotation, molecular function: transmembrane transporter activity. The transcript is spliced from 5 exons. Bases 1 to 1269 code for a protein of 422 amino acids. Gene Ontology annotation, biological process: transmembrane transport. Gene Ontology annotation, cellular component: fungal-type vacuole membrane. The record is from RefSeq and is a predicted model, not a curated record.
AUGUUCCGCCAACUCCUUGUCCGCGGCUUUGCCGAAAGUGGCCUGCAAAGUCUUUGCAGGUGUCACAAGGACGUCAAGUUGAUAUGUCUCCAGCGCUUUGUCCGCAUGUUCGCGUACGGUGCGACGACCCUGCAUCUGGUCGCAUACCUCGAAGUCCUAGGCUUCUCGGCCACGCGAAUUGGUCUGUUCAUGGCAUUGACUCUUGUUGGCGAUACUUGCAUCAGCCUGGUUCUCACUUCUUGCGCCGAUGGGGUUGGUCGGAGACUCGUCUUGGCGUUGGGUGCAGCGCUCAUGGUCGCCAGCGGUGUCGCGUUUGGGUUGUGUGACAGCUUCUGGAUGUUAUUAGCUGCGGCGGUCUUUGGAGUCAUCAGCCCAGGAGGCAACGAAAUUGGUCCAUUCCGUGCAGUUGAGGAGAGUAUCGUAGCCCAUCUGACCACUGCCGAUGACAGAAGCGAUGUUAACUCCGGGUGGAGCAACGAAGCGGCGUAUCGAGCAGUCUUCUACGGGUAUUCGACGUUGGGUGUAUUCAAGCUCGCGCUAGUCCUGCUGCUCAGCCGCGACUCCGAGGCGGAGCCCGAAGCUCACGACGAAGAUGAGACAACGCCCAUCCUCGGCGCAGAGAGAGCUGAGUCACAGGUUGAGACCGCGGGCUGGAGGCGAAAGCUGCUGCCCGGCAUUCAGAAGAGCAGCUUUCCGGUCGUGAUACCGCUGUGUCUCCUCUUCGCACUCGACUCCUUUGCUUCCAGUCUUACACCACAAUCCUGGAUUGCCUUCUUCUUCCGGUGGAAGUUUGACAUGGACAACGGCCUUCUCGGAUCCACGUUCUUCGUAUGCAGCUUCCUAGCUGUGGUAACCACAUUGGUCGCAUCAUCUCUGGCGAAGCGUAUCGGUAACCUCAACACGAUGGUGUUCACCCAUCUGCCCUCCGCAGUCUUCACUGCCCUCCUACCUUUUCCGCAAUCCGUCAACGCUGCGAUAGUUUUCUUGAUUCUGCGGGCUUUGACCCAGUCCAUGGAUGUGGCACCCAGGGCGGCCUUCGUAGCAGGAAUUCUGAAACCCAAGGAACGAACUACAGUGAUGGGACUUGUCAAUGUCCUCAAGACGGCUGCGCAGAGUGUAGGUCCCCUGGGUGUCGGAGUGCUGGUGGACCGCAACCUCUUCUGGGUGGCCUUCGUGAGUGCCGGAUGCCUUAAGGUUGUCUACGACCUGGGCCUGAUGGUUUGCUUCCGGAAGAGCGAGAGACGGGAGGAGGACGGCCCGAUUGCUUAG